AUGUGCAAACACAUUCUCAACGCGCAAGUCGCCAUCCGCUCCCCAUGCUGCAAGCAAUGGUUCGAUUGCGCCGAAUGUCACGCGGAAAAGGAAACGCAUACGCUCAAGCAGACGAUGGAGAUGAUCUUUGCGUGCAAAAAGUGCAAAAAGGUCUUUCGCAAAGACAUGAGUGAAUACGAGGACAGCGACGAGUACUGCCCACACUGUGACAACCACUACGUUUUGGAGGCCAAGGAGCCCAAGGCACGACUGGAAGUCGAGGGUGAGGAUGUACGAAAGGACGCGAGAAUGCUCAAAGACGACCGCAUCAAGCCCAAGGAGGAMCUCACAAUCUGGGACGAUGAGCUGGAAGCGGCACGGUUGGGAUGA
Molecule: messenger RNA, 369 nt
Organism: Ramularia collo-cygni
Lineage: Eukaryota; Fungi; Ascomycota; Dothideomycetes; Mycosphaerellales; Mycosphaerellaceae
Product: related to HOT13-Zinc-binding mitochondrial intermembrane space protein
Exons: 2
Coding region: 1-369 (122 amino acids)
Biological process (GO): protein import into mitochondrial intermembrane space
Cellular component (GO): mitochondrial intermembrane space
Molecular function (GO): zinc ion binding
Source: RefSeq, a predicted model, not a curated record